Cydia amplana is the source of this 822-nucleotide messenger RNA. RefSeq names its product 3-oxoacyl-[acyl-carrier-protein] reductase FabG-like. The record is from RefSeq and is a predicted model, not a curated record. The transcript has a single exon. Bases 47 to 811 code for a protein of 254 amino acids. Lineage: Eukaryota; Metazoa; Arthropoda; Insecta; Lepidoptera; Tortricidae.
UUCAACGUUGAUUUGACGCUAACUUGACGUUAUCCGUGAAAAAAGUAUGUCUUUCAAUAAUAAAGUAGUGUUAGUGACUGGCGCAAGCUCCGGCAUCGGCGCAGCGUCGGCGUUACUCUUCGCCAAGGAAGGCGCGGACGUGGCUCUCGUCGCGAGGAACGCGGCCAAGCUCGCAGCCGUCGCCAGGCAAAUCGAAGCGCUAGCCAAGAAGCCACUGAUCAUCCAAGCCGAUAUUUCCAAUGAAACAGAAGCUAGCACAGUUGUCUCAAAAACGGUCAACCACUUUGGAAAAUUAGACGUACUCGUCAAUAAUGCUGGAAUAGAAGUACAGGGAUCCAUUCUGAACGGUAAUGCAUUAGAAGCGUACGAUAAAGUAAUGAAACUAAAUGUUCGAGCGGUGAUCCAGCUGACUACUUUAGCCGCUCCUUUCCUCGUUAAGACUAAAGGGAACAUUGUCAACGUUUCAAGCAUAGCAUCAACACUCACGAGCAAAUCGCCCACGGGCCUACCAUAUUACGUAUCAAAAGCGGCAUUGGACCAUUUUACUCGGUGUUCAGCACUGGAACUAGCUUCUACUGGAGUCAGAGUGAACAGCGUCAAUCCUGGACCGGUCGACAAUGAAUUUCCUACCAACAACAAUCUUGGAGAUGCCAGUGUUAUCAAUCUGGAACGCGCGAAAAUCUCUGCCCUCGGAUUUCUGGCCAAGAGCGAGGAGAUUGCUGACGUGAUCCUGUUCCUAGCUAGCGAGAAGGCUAAAAGCGUUACUGGUUCCAGCUAUGUCAUUGACAACGGGUUCCUUUUAAAGGGGUAACAGAAAUAAAC